Messenger RNA from Zeugodacus cucurbitae (melon fly), 1626 nucleotides. RefSeq names its product L-dopachrome tautomerase yellow-f2. The record is from RefSeq and is a predicted model, not a curated record. NCBI's taxonomy places the organism in Eukaryota, Metazoa, Arthropoda, Insecta, Diptera, Tephritidae. Gene Ontology annotation, cellular component: extracellular region. The transcript is spliced from 6 exons. Bases 57 to 1505 code for a protein of 482 amino acids.
UGUAAAUUUUAGUGUCGAUCAGCACAGAUCGCUUCGAGUUUAACGAGUUUAGAAAUAUGAAAAUAAAAAACACAUAUUUACUGCUUUUGUUGGUGUUUGCGGUGAGUAUCGUACACUUUGCUAACGGUGAUGGCAUGGUAGAGGUUUUUGGCUGGAAACAAAUGGACUUCUAUAAUCGCGGCGAAAGGGCUCCAGAUGGGAACGGAAAUAGAGGUGGUGGUGGUGGUGCAGGUGGUGCUGUAGGAGGUGGCAAUAAAAAACGACCAACCGGUACAAUCGUAUUCCCUGAUCAACUAAGUGGCUUGAUUAAAAGUGACGACAGAAGCAAGCGUGCUGCCUAUAACCGAAUAACAUCACGAGAUGACUCACUUGUCAAUUUCGAAAGUCGAUUUCAACAUCAAGACGCAAAUGCUUCUUACAUACCAUACAACAAUGUACCCAUGGGCGUGACACACUAUAAGGGUCGCUUAUUUGUGACAAUGCCGCGUCGCCGCAUCGGCAUACCGUCCACGCUGAAUUAUAUCGAUCUGCAGAAGGAUGGCAAACAGACUAGUCCGAAACUGCGUGCAUACCCCGAUUUCGAGACGAACUAUCUAAAUCCGAAUUUUCAAGCAAAUCCCAAACGCAUCAUAUCGGUUUAUCGCACCACGGUGGACGAGUGCAAACGCCUGUGGUUCAUCGAUACUGGCAUGCUGGAGUAUCCCAACAAUCGUAUGCAGGUGCAACGUCCAUCGAUUUGGGUGAUUGAUUUGUCGAAUGAUCGCGUUUUGCAUCGCUAUGAAAUACCCGAGAGUAUCGUGGACACAGGUCGUGGACUUGCCAGUAUAACUGUAGAUGUUUUUGAGCGCGCAUGCAAUGAUGCCUUUGCGUACAUACCCGAUCUAGUGAAUCGGCAGUUGUUCGUUUUUAGCCUAAAAGAUAAGCGCAUGUGGGGCUUCAGCCAUAAUUACUUCAACUUCGAUCCACUUGGUGGCGAUCUGCAUAUCGGUGGCCAAACCUUCCGUUGGGAUGACGGCAUCUUCUCGAUUACACUUGGUCCCUACGCACCAGACGGUUAUCGUAAUGUAUACUUCCAUCCAAUGGCUAGCAAUACGGAGUUCGUGGUGGACAGCAGCGUGCUGCAGAAUGAGGCUAAUGCCGCACGUGGCGAUCACGGCAACGAUUUUCGUCCAUUGGGUAGUCGUGGUGAAAAUCAUCAAUCCACCAUGCAUUCGUAUGACAAACAAAGCGAUGUUAUAUUCUAUGCGGAAAUCCAACGUAACGGUGUUGGUUGUUGGAAUACAAAUAAACCGUUUUCAGCACAAAAUCAUGGGACAGUUGCACAGGAUGCACAACGUAUGAUAUACCCGAGUGAUUUGACGAUUGAUGAUGAAGGCAAUAUCUGGGUGAUGACCAAUUCUAUGCCAAUAUUCAUUUACGCCACACUUGAUCCGAAUGUGGUGAAUUUCCGCGUGUGGAAACAGAAUGUAUACGAAGCUGCAAAGAAUACUGUAUGUGCAGCCUAAUCAACGAUUUUAUAUAGCAAAUAAUUAAAAAAAAUUCCGUAAUUAAAUUUUUACGCCAACGCUGUUGAGUUGUUUAUAAUACUGAUUUGGUAAUAAUAAAUACAUUUUUGUAUCAUGUUGA